Messenger RNA from Eruca vesicaria subsp. sativa (arugula), 3860 nucleotides. The record is from the annotation of a GenBank genome assembly. Lineage: Eukaryota; Viridiplantae; Streptophyta; Magnoliopsida; Brassicales; Brassicaceae.
CCCUUUUCCACAUCAAUGGAGGUUCUUCUAAACUCAACUCUCCCAAACCACUUCUUCAAUUUCCCAUCUUUAUCCUCCAAUUCUAGCAAGAGAACCCAACAUCGAUUCAACUCACCCACCUCCAAAUUCUCCUACCACCGCGCCUCAAUCCUCCGAGUCUCGUCUCGUUUCGGAGAGCCCUCAAGACGACGUAACUCACUGAGGAAGAAGAUCAUCGGCGACGAGAGUUUCCGUAUUCCUUCUGACCCAGGUCCGAAAACCCAAAACCUCGAUCAAAAUGAUGACUUAGCCAUAGAGUUAAGUAGUAAAGAUAAGAUUUUUCCGGAUUCGAAUUUGCUUAAUGAGCUUGAAGAUUGGGUUGCACGGUAUAAGAAGGAAGCAGAGUAUUGGGGGAUUGGUUCCGAUCCCAUUUUCACAGUGUAUAAAGAUUCACUUGGGAAGGUAGAGAGAGUAGAUGUUGAUGAAGACGAAGUCUUUAGUAGAAGAUCGUCUCUUGAGGGUUUGGAAUCAGUGAGGGAUAAGGUUGUGUAUGCUAAGGAGUUAGCUGAACGGAUGGAGAAUGGAGAAGAUGUUAUACAUAAGGAUAGUUCUCUAGUUAAGUUUGUUUCUUCUUCUUCUUCUAAUAAGGAAGAGGAGGUUAAGUUUGUUAGCUCAAUACAAAACGCUGUUAGUCGUCUUGACUUAGUUCCUAAGUUGCCGGCGAUUGGGAGAGCUGUUUUGUGUGGUUAUAUAGGGUUAUGGUUGUUGAAGACUGUGUUUGUGUAUAGGAAGAGGGAUGUGGUUGAGUGUAGUGAGUUGGAGAAGGAGAUGAUGAGGAGAAAGAUGAAAGCUUGGAAGGAGAAGGAAGUGGUUGAGAAAGGUGAUGUGGAAGUUUUGCAAGAGGUGGAGAAGCCAUUGGUGUUGUUUGAGAAGCCUAGGUUUGAUCGUGAAGAGCUUAUGAGUAGUAUAUCUAAAGUAAAGGGUUCAGAGAAGAGAUUGGGAGUCUUGAAUUCUAAUGAGGUUGAGGGUGGUGAGUAUGUGGAGUUUGAUAAUAAGAUUCAUGAAAUCAAAGCAAUGGCUAGACGAGCUAGGGAGAUAGAAGCUGGUGUUGAACUUAAUGAAAAGGAGAAGCAAGAUGUGAACAAAGAAACGGGCGAGGAUGAAGAAGGUAUAAACAUGCGGUCACAGAACAGUCUUCGACAUAGUGAAGAUGAUGAUGAUAAAGAUGAAAGCUUGGGGACUUGGACUGAAAGUGAUAAAGAAAACACUGAACUUUCUAGUUUGAGUAUUCCAGUGGUGAAUGGUGCUCUGGUGGAUUCUGGUUUUCCGAGUCAUGACAUUGCAGCAUCUGAGGUAGAAAAGGUGAGUAAUGAGGUACCACUAGCUCCUACGGACGGAAUCAUCCAUCAAUCUUCAGAUGUUUCUAAGGAUGAAAUAAGUAUGAUGAAGAAUAGCACUGGUCGCAAGUCAAGGGUCAUACGGUCUGUUCGAGAGGCUAAAGAGUUCCUUUCAAGAAAAAGUGGUGAGGAAGAGUUUACUCAGAAGAUGGCUCAAGACAGUGAUGAAAUCAUCCCAAAGCAGAGUGAUGAAAAGCGUAAUCCAGCUAGAAGACGCAAAUUGGUUGCCAAAAAUGCAGGCAAUGGAACGUUGAAAUCUACGCUUGAGUCUAUGUCUUCUGAACCGUUAGGCAAGGAUGAUCACGAGAAAUUUUCAGAACCUGAGGAUAGAGUAGAUGCACCCGGUAAGCAAGGAAGUUCUGCAAACAAAAUAGAAGAACGUGAAACAAAAAAAUUCGAGUCAGUUGAAAGUUCUUCUCGUGAUACUGAACAUAUAGAGACGGAACAACCAUCAGGGAAGGAAAACUGGAUGGAGAAAAACUACCAUGAACUUGAACCUAUUGCUGAGAAAAUGAGAGCUGGGUUUAGAGAUAACUACAUGGCUGCAAGAGAGAAAGAAACUCAGGAGCCAGGUACUAUUGCUGAAAUUGCAGAAAUUUACCGCAAUCAGGAUAACGAUGAGCUUGAGUGGAUGAAGGACGAAAAGCUAAGAGACAUUGUCUUCCAUGUUCGGGAUAAUGAGCUGGCUGGUAGAGAUCCAUUUCACUUGAUUAAUGCCGAAGACAAAGCUAUGUUUUUGCAAGGCUUGGAGAAGAAAGUUGAAAAAGAAAAUGAGAAACUGUCUCAUUUGCAUCAGUGGAUUCACUCAAACGUUGAAAAUCUCGACUAUGGCAUAGAUGGCAUUAGUGUGUAUGAUCCGCCAGAGAAAGUCAUACCGAGAUGGAAAGGGCCUCCACUUGAGAAGAACCCUGAGUUUCUCAAUAACUAUAAUGAGCAGCGAGAGGCAUUGUUUUCUAAAAAGGCUGAGUCUCUGUCUCCUGUGAAAAAGGAAGAACAGAGCUCUCUUCAAGAAGCAUCACAGUCUUCUUCCUCUGAGAACACUCUCACUUCUUCAUCUGAAGUUACCUCAAGCCAUCCCAAGAUUGUUGUAGAAGGAAGUGACGGAUCUGUUAAACCUGGGAAAAAGUCAGGAAAAGAGUUUUGGCAACACACGAAGAAAUGGUCACCCGGGUUCUUGGAGUUGUACAAUGCAGAGACUGAUCCAGAAGUGAAAGCUGUUAUGAGAGACAUGGGAAAAGACUUGGACAGAUGGAUUACAGAAGACGAAAUCAAAGACGUUGCUGAUAUAAUGGAGAAGCUGCCAGAGAGGAACAAGGAGUUCAUGGAAAAGAAACUCAACAAGGUCAAGAGAGAGAUGGAGUUGUUUGGUCCUCAAGCAGUUUUGAGCAAAUACCGCGAGUAUGGAGAAGACAAGGAAGAAGAUUAUCUAUGGUGGUUGGAUCUUCCGCAUGUACUGUGUCUUGAAAUGUACACGGUUGAUGAAAAAGGAGAUCAACAAGUAGGGUUCUACACAUUAGAAAUGGCAAAAGAUCUCGAGUUAGAACCGAAACCACAUCAUGUGAUUGCUUUCGAGAACGCUGCAGACUGUAAAAACCUCUGUUACAUUAUUCAAGCUCAUUUGGAUAUGCUUAGAACUGGAAACGUUUUCAUUGUACCCCGCCCACCAAAGGAUACAUUUCGAGAAGCCAAGGCGAAUGGGUUUGGUGUAACGGUUAUUAGGAAAGGAGAACUAAAGUUGAAUAUAGAUGAGCCAUUAGAGGAAGUAGAGGAACAGAUUUGUGAGAUAGGAAGCAAGAUGUAUCAUGAUAAGAUCAUGGGAGAGCGAUCUGUGGAUAUAAGCUCGUUGAUGAAAGGUGUCUUUAACCUCAAGACUAAACCUAGCGGACCAAGAACAAAACGUUUGAAGCGGGCUCUGAAAAACUCUAACAAGGAAAGUAGCUGAGGAGCCAAGCCAAAGAGCCUACCAACAUAAGUGAAAGCAGACUGAUAUUUCAGUGCCUUAAAAGAGAAUUAAGUUUCUGUUUUCCAGGUUGUCUUGAUUUUGUUCAUCCUUUAAGUCUAUAUUGUUUUGUAGAAAGCAUAUCAUAACAAUGGAAGAACGGAACUAUUUGAAACGAUGUAGUGAAAUGAAAUGAAGCUCUCUCAUUGUAUAUUCUAGAGAUUACAAAAAAUAAACAUUUAAGUAAAAGCACCAGUUUUCUCUAUUAGUGAUCACAACAUAUGAUACAAGCUCAGAUCUUAGCCAAAUCGAUACUAAGCCGUACUCAAAGCAAAUAGUUUUUCAGCUAAUGCAGAACUUGCACCGUAAAACCAAUCAUAAAACUUAUGAGUUAAGAAGAUCUUAGGCAGAGACGAGAUAGCCUUGGCAACAAUAGCAGGCAAUCACAAUACCAACUAACGCUCCUGCAAGAACCUGUGAAGGAGUGUGACCGAGCAAUUCUUUUAGCUUUCUUUGACUGAUGGGAUGUCCUUCGAACAAGUCCC